AAACUCACUGAGAUUUCUCAGUCAGAGGCUGGACAUUGCAGUGAUGGCCUUGUUUGCCCGACUCUGCAGACUUUUUCAGAGAGCCAAUGUGGAUGGGAGAGACCAGAGAGGGGAGGAAGGACGCUGACCUUCCAUCUAAGAGUAAUGAAGGACGAAGGAGGUGGACUUGGCGAAUGUGGAUGGCUCACAGACAGAAAACAUCCCCUGUACCUGUCACAAGCAAAAAGCAGUUUGAGAAGGAAGAGAAGGAGCUGAUCAAAAAGAUCCAGCUCACUACCGAGGAGACAAAUGAGCUGAGAGAUCGCCUGAUCUACGUGACCGAGGGAUCCAUGAACAAGAGGCCCUACCACAGGCAAACUCGACAUUAUAAAGAACUGAAAUUAAAGGAGAAGGAGAUCAUGACAUUUCUACACAACUUAGAGAUGGAGAACAUGGAGGCCCGAGAGAACAAGCAGGAGCUCAAGAAGGAGAAAAAUUUCUAUCGUAACCUGCACACCCGGAUCCUGCUGGAGGAGAAUCUUAUAAAGAAGAAGUUGGCGAUAUUGCAGCAGGAGAGCAAGGAAAUACAUGCUGAUUGGGCCAUCAUUCACCAACGUUUGGUGGAGUUGAACCUGAGUGGUAAAGACGAACAGGAGAAGACCAGCAACCUGGAGACUCAAGAACAUCAGGUCUCAGAAGCUGCAAGAGAGCUGGGAUUGGCCACAGCUGAAGAAGACAGCAUCUUGCAGAAUGAGUUGCCAUGCCAGGAAGCCCCUGCUGAGCACCAUCCCCAGCACCCACCAUCUUCCUCGGAUGAAUCUUCCUCAGAUGAAUCUUCUUAUAGCACAUGUCCUGAGUGGGAAUAGGCCCUACCGAGGAAGACAUGGCUGAUUCAGGGCGUUGUUCCCUUUUCUCUUCAGACAACGACUCUUGGUAGAGAACUGAGGCGGCUGCACUGCUACCAAGUGUCCAAGAGGAGCAGCAGGCUGGAGGGCUGUGCUGCUAAAAGUGCAGAAAAAUGCUGCUGAACAAUAAUUUUCCUUUAGAGUUUUGGUUGAAGUUUUCAUUUUGUUCUUUGAGUUAUUUUUAUGUUAUUUAGAAGUUAUAUGUUCUUGUUCUUGUAUUUCAUUGUUUGUUUUUGCCUUUAUCUCUAUAUUAAUUGAACUUUUAAAACCUAUUUUUUAAAAAUUCUAUUUCUUAUGCAGAAAAAUUGAUUUGCAAGUAGUGACUCUUGAGACCAUCUUCUUUAUUCAGGUGUUCUAUCCCCUGCUGUAGACCUAGAACUCACAUCCAGAGAUGUAUCUUUGUAAGUUCCAGGCAGCCAGGGCUGUAUAAUAAAGUCAUAGCCUAGCCACCUAGGGGUAUACAAGGUGAUGAUUUUUUGUGUCGAUAAUUUUACUUACCCCAGGGACACACACUUGAAGAUGUAAUCACUGCCAUACUGCAUCCAUGGUGUCAUGAAUUCUCUUACUCCUAACAUAUAGCACUCUAUAAAACACAUUCAUUCAUGAUCCCGUGAACCAGAUACUGAGUAAUAUACAGCCAUUGUUCUAGAGCUGCUGCAGAUAUAAAAACACUCAGAAAGGAAUAUAAAAUAAAUCAGGAAGGCCAGAGCCAGCUGCCUCAGUUUACUUGCAAUAGAGCAUCAGUGAUUGAGGAGAACAAUGGCUUCCCUUUGGUUCUGGCCUGAAAGGGUCAGAGCCGUUAACUGGGGAAAGGGAGGGAUGUCUAAACAUGACUUUCUGUGAGCCAGAGUUUUUCCUUGUUCCUAGUCAAGAGUUAAUAUUUACCCUGGGAGGAAGAUGUCCUUGGGUCUUCAGAUAACAGUUUCUUCUUCUGAAAUUCAUUGUUGUUAUGAGAAAAUGACCCCAAAAUUGAUAAUAUUGUUUGCCAGAUGCAACUAAGUAAAAAUGUUAUUUUUGAGCAAAAUUUGCAAAGUCAUACCCCAUGUUUUUAAGCUGUAGAAAUCAGUAAAACUUUCCUACUUGCCACUAGAGCGGUAGUCCAUCUGUUUCUUUAGGGCGAUCUUGAAGCUGGUCUUUAUCAAGUGAUAACCACAUAGCAGAUAUAAUGACCUUCCAUGGCUUGCUGGGAAAUAGCUUUUGAUAGAUGCUGUUGUCCUUGGCCAUAAACUUGCUGUGUUUUUGCUGUUGCUGAUUAGACUUAUGUUUAACAUUUAUGUGAAUGGGUGUCUUUCCUACUGAAUAUAAUACUGUAUGUGGCUCCUCCUGAGGGACAUUUCCCUCAGAGGACAGAAGAAGGAACCACAACCAUUCCUGGAGAUGGAUGUUAGGCACCAUGUGGGUCUUCUAGAGAGUAGCAGAUGCUCUUAUCUGUGAGGCAUCCCCACACCUCCUGCAGUUGGCUUUUGUCCUUCCAGAGAAGGUGCUGUUUUAGAUGGCCAGGAUCAUGUCCAGUUGAUUGGAGAAAUCUCAGGAGAUGUCUAAGUACAGUGCCUGAUCUGCGCAUACUCAUUGUCCUAUGCUGCCAGGCAUGUAUGCAGGGCUCUGAUGUUACCACUGGCAGUUCUGUGUUCAGAGCCUUUUAAUUGGACAAAAUGGGGUAGGGGGAAAGUUGUGGAUUGCUGUUUGUGUUUUCUGCUCCCUCAAGAGUCCCUAAACACAGGUUCAGUCAGGUGAAAUAUUAAUUGGUCAGAUAAGGCUAGAGGCUCUUAUUGGACAAUUGGGAAGAAAGGCAGAUCUGAAAUAUUAGAGAGUGGAAGUGUGAUGGAGAAGAGAGAGGGAACGGAGGACAAAAAUGGAGGAAUAGGAAGAUGGUGCUAGACUACAGGGCCCUAAGGUCCAUAAAUACCUGGGGAUUUCAUAAAUAGGAAAUAGAGUAAUGUAGGUACAUUUUCCUGAUCUAAGUGUGCAGGUUUUAUUUAUAUGUGUUGAGUUUUGUAUUGCUUGCAUGGGCACUUUGUGCUUGUAGAUUUCCCCUAAUAAAUUUGGCUGGCAUAUUACAAGUCUUUUGUGUUAUUAUUCUAAGAGGUAAAGGGGAAGUGUGAGUGGCAGCCAGCUCACUGUAGGCUAGCCACAGGUGGUGGAUGGCAUUAGAAGUAUAAACAGCCUGGCAGCAGCUAACCAUGGGAAACAGGGCAAGAGUGCUGCAUGCGGCUGGCCACUCGAGGUUACAGAGAUCAUCUUGCCUGUCCCUAACCACUUAGCAUGGAUUGGGUUUUGUUUUUAUGUUUUGUUGUUUUGGUUUUGGGUUUUUUUAAGGUUUUUUUUUUUUUUUUUUUUUUGGGUACAAGCUACAAUCAUGUAUUUCCUUUUGUUCUAAGCAAAGUAGCAAUCUCUCCAACUUGAAGAAAACAAUAAAAGAUCCCCCAUGCCCUGUUUCUUUUGUCUGUGAUCCAAGCCC
Molecule: messenger RNA, 3342 nt
Organism: Mus musculus (house mouse)
Lineage: Eukaryota; Metazoa; Chordata; Mammalia; Rodentia; Muridae
Gene: Speer4a2
Product: spermatogenesis associated glutamate (E)-rich protein 4A2
Exons: 5
Coding region: 87-845 (252 amino acids)
Source: RefSeq, marked validated